AUGAGCACUACCAUAAUGUUCAAUGUUCUCAUCAUUCUUGCAUUGUUACCAUUUACGAUUUCUGUAACGUGCCGCACAUAUUCGCCGCAGGAGGAGAAAGGGCCUGAGAAUAUGAAGAGUUUGUAUUGUGCAUUCUAUAUGACGGAACGCUGUCAUAAGGGUCACUACUCUGAGGGCCCUGCAUGGGGUGCACAACCGAUGCCGAACCAAUGCAGUAUAAAGAAUCAGAUGUUCUCAUGCUCUUGUAAUACUGACUUUUGUUCAAGCGACCACAAUUAUCUUAUGAAGCUAUGGAAGAAGUCUUCUAAGUACUCAAAAAAUAGUAAGUACACUGCUUGCCUGCAGAAGAUAAUAGAUGAAGAUCUUGAAAAGGAUGACAAUGCAGCUUGGAUGGGUGAAUCAGAGGAAGAAUUCGAGGUUGAAAGCCAGAAAAUUCAAGGAGCGAUAUCAGAUGAUGAAGAUGAUCGUGAUGACAUAGAAGCUGAGGAUUUACGAUUAAAACAAAGGAAAAAGCUGACGCCCGGUUACUUGAGUGCCGUUAACCUCGCGGUUGCUUUGAUUGUUUUUGUAUUUUGAUCUAUCACAUAUCGUGCUUGCUACAACACAUCGUUAUGUAUGAAAACAACAUGUGAACGAAACAACUUAAAGCAUGAGA
Messenger RNA from Cylicocyclus nassatus, 655 nucleotides. NCBI's taxonomy places the organism in Eukaryota, Metazoa, Nematoda, Chromadorea, Rhabditida, Strongylidae. The record is from the annotation of a GenBank genome assembly.